Molecule: messenger RNA, 3201 nt
Organism: Pelodiscus sinensis (Chinese soft-shelled turtle)
Lineage: Eukaryota; Metazoa; Chordata; Testudines; Trionychidae
Source: RefSeq, a predicted model, not a curated record
UCUUCUACAGGUGAGGAUGGCUUAUUCCUGUUAAAAGCUGGAAAACAUGAAUUCCCAUUCAGCUUUCAACUUCCACAGGAACCGUUAGUGACCUCUUUUAGUGGAAAGUAUGGCAGUAUUCAGUACUGCGUGAAAGCAAUUCUGGAAAGGCCUGUAGUACCAGAUCAGAGUGUAAAGAGAGAACUUCAAGUUAUCAGCCAUGUUGAUGUCAACUCACCAGGUUUAUUGAUUCCUGUUUCACGAAGUCAGGAGAAGAUGGUUGGCUGUUGGUUUUUCACUUCUGGUCCAGUCUCUCUGAGUGCCAAAAUUGAGAGGAAGGGAUAUUGCAAUGGGGAAGCCAUACCGAUCUAUGCAGAAAUUGAGAAUUGUUCCUCUCGUUUGAUUGUUCCAAAAGCUGCCAUUUUCCAAACACAGACUUAUUUGGCCAAUGGGAAGACAAAGACAUUUCGUCAGAUGGUUGCCAAUGUACGAGGAAACCCUAUUGCUUCUGGGAGCACAGAUACCUGGAAUGGGAAAACUCUAAAAAUUCCACCUGUAGCCCCUUCUAUUCUUGACUGUUGUAUCAUCCGAGUAGAGUAUUCUUUAGCUGUGUAUAUCCAUAUUCCUGGUGCUAACAAGUUAAUGAUUGAAUUACCACUGGUGAUUGGCACAAUUCCAUAUGCUGGGUUUUCAAGCAGGAAUUCCAGCGCCGGCCAGUUGAGCAUGGACAUGAGUUGGUUGACAUGGACCAUGCCAGAACAGCCUGAAGCCCCACCAAAUUAUGCUGAUGUUGUAUCACAAGAAGAGUUCUCUAGACAUAUUACUAUUUACUCGCAACCAACUGACUGUGAGGAACAAUUAUGCAGUCACAUGUUUGCCUAUAUACAGGAGUUUCGGUUUCAGCCUCCACCUCUAUAUUCAGAGAUUGAUCCACAUCCUACUCAUAUAGAAGAAACACAGUCUGUUUCAUUCAUAGUCUAAACAGUAUUUGAAAUAUCUGUACUCUGAUGGAAUGGAAUCGCUUAUGCUUCAGCUGUUAGUAAAGCUAAAAAGAAACUGCUUUAUCAUUAAAAGCUUAAGUUCAGGAACAAAGUGCAAUUGGAGUUGAAAGUUUGAGUGUUUGGCUUGAAGAGAAUCACUUUUGGAUUAGUCUAUACAGGAAAUGUGGGUGUCAAAUUAUGAGACUGAGUAGGAACAGUCAAGAUUUGGGUGGGUGGGAAAUAUUUGAAAUAUUCAUAAAGAAGAAAUAUUAUAUAAAAUACAAGCAAGAGGAUGUAGCAAAGAAAACCAAAAAUGUAUGAAAGGACUGCUUGGAAGAAUCUGGAUUAAAGUAUAUUUGAGAGGCAGGAUAGACUUUCCAAAAGAUUCUCUUGUUACAGGGACUUCAUUUUGCACUGUCUGUAAUCAAGGAGAGGAUUGUUAAUUAAAAUUUAGAGUUCCAACUCGUAACUCCAGCUUAAAAAAAACAAACAUUUUCUGAGGACAUAUUCUUCGAACGUCAAUCAAGUGGUACUAUUUCAUCAUUCAUGCUGAAUUUAAAGUUAUGGAUGGCAAAAUAUAGCUACUCAUGCAAUAUUAUGAAAGAAUGUCUUUAUUGUAUGAAAGACAAACUACGUAAGGUGGAUUUUGAUAAUCGCUUAUGCACUAUGUUUUUGUUUUUUUCUUUUAAGGGAUGUCAAGGAAAUUAUUCUAGCCUCUUGUGCCCCUAUACCAGUUCUUUUUUCGUAUGUCUUAAGCUUGUGGAUAGUACAAUAAUGGGAGGCAGGGCAAGGAAUAGAAAAUGUCUUCUUGCCAAUAGCAGCUAUGUUUAUCCAAAGUGGAUAAUAUUUAUUUAUUCAAAAGCCUUUUAAACCUACCUCUGUCUUGGAUAUCUAUUUAGGGUCAGGCUGAGACCAAAAACAUCACAUUAAUCUUCAAAGUUCUAAAAGGGACCCUAAAUUUCUGUAGUUAACAAAUAAGAGGCAAGGGAUUUGGGAGGAAUAUAAAUUUAAUUUAGUCUUAGUUCACAUCUGAAGGCAAAGCAGAAAGUGAAUAAUGUAUUUUGACAACAAGGGAACAGCAUUCUUCUGUAAAAGCACAUACUUUGUCAUUAGAUCCUGUUUUUGUUCAGAGACCUAAUCUGUCAUCUAAGGCUGCACUGUUCAUUGUUAUCUAUGUGCUAGUAUUUUUGUUGUCUGUAGUUUUGCUUUGGUGCAAUAUUUUACUGUUUUCUUCCUCAGGUUACCUAGAACUGUGAGGGUUUUUUUGUUGUUGUUGCUGCUAAGGAUGAAGGUGCUGCCCUUGCUGCCUUCAUGUAGAGUAGGAUGUUUCCUACUAAACUUUAGUUUGUAUAGGUAAUCUAACAAAUGAUCACACUGUUAGCAGUUAAAAGGGCAUUCUCAAUGUGCCAAUGUCCAGCUUACAGUAAAGUGUAGGUUAUAGGGUUCUUUGAAAUGCUAGAACUACUUUAUAUGUCUGACAAAAGGGUUUUGAGUUAGAAAUUCUAGUACUUUAUAUGGUAGAACACUGUAUUCUGUUGAUUAAGUCAGUGUCAUUGCAACCUCUGUCAAAACCUGCAGUUUUAAAAAGUGUAAUACUUUUUUUUUAAUAUAAACUCAUUAUCUUCAUCCACUUAACAGGGAUUUUUCUGCCUGCAUAUAUAUUUUCACUCUGUCUUCAUGUUUUAGUAUGACUUUCUUCUUUAAUGAAUUAAUUUCUAGCUCUUCAGUUAAUUGACCCACCAUUAUGUGUAAUAGAUGUGGUACUGAUGCAGAGAGAUGUUAUUUUAAAACUGCAGGUUUUUUCAUUUGCAAGUUUAAGUAUUGUCUUCUCUAGUAAAUGCAGCCUUAACCAAAGUUUGAGUCCAUCUUUUAUAUGAUACUUUGGGUUGUCUUAGUCUCAACUUCAGUGUAGGUCUCGUGCCUUUUGAUGGCACGCCCAUUUAGUCAAUGCAGUAUUUUAAUUUAUAGCACCUUGAAAGGGAACACACACACACACACAUUGUUUUAACUAAAAUAUCAUUAAUCAGUCCCAAGUAAGCUGAUAGUCAUGUUAUUGCUGUUUAACUUUCAUGUCCGUCAUUCAGAAUAAUAGCCUAACAAAACUGAAGUGCUUAUUAUGACGACUAUAAAAUCUAAUGGUUGAUAUGUUACCUGAGUAGACUGUUGGUACAAACAUGAUCAUGCAAGCAAGAGCACGUGUCACUGAAUGGUAAAGUUCAUCUCUACUUUUAAAAAAAAAAAA